AUGGGGACACCUUUUGAGAUACUGCAACUUCCUGAUAUAUUUUUCUUGUUCGAAGCUCCGUACAUAUUACAGAGUGAUAUUGGGGCAGAGUUCACAGCCAAAGGAAUCAGUGAGCUGAAAAUCAUCUGGCCCAAACUUGUCCUCGUUCAUGGAAAGCCUCGACAUACACAGAGCCAAGGAUCCAUGGUUGCAUGGAUGGGAGACAACAACACCACGGAUUGGAGCAUUGGAAUCAAGUUUGUCCAGUUCCAGAAGAAUUCCAGCUUGCAUGCAGGUAUUCGCAGAUCACCCUAUGCAGCCAUGUUUGGAUGUGAGGCCAAUCGUCCUCGCUGCCUGAUGACGUCCUCGUCCUCGCUGCCUGAUGACGUAAUUCAAAGGAUGCAGUGUGAGGAUGGUCUGUUAGCUGUACUCACCACCGGUCAAAACGGAGAGGAACCAGGUCCUGUUCCCAGUGCUGAAUCAGCCGAGUCAACUUGCCCAGGCUGA
Molecule: messenger RNA, 486 nt
Organism: Penaeus indicus
Lineage: Eukaryota; Metazoa; Arthropoda; Malacostraca; Decapoda; Penaeidae
Product: KRAB-A domain-containing protein 2-like
Exons: 1
Coding region: 1-486 (161 amino acids)
Molecular function (GO): nucleic acid binding
Source: RefSeq, a predicted model, not a curated record